GAUAAUUUACAAGGACUUGCUCACUUUUGUGAACAUUUAUUAUUCAUGGGAACGGAAAAGUACCCAAAAGAAAAUGAAUCUCGUGAAUAUGUAUUAAAUCACGGUGGUUAUGCAAAUGUCUAUACAUGUUCUGACAACACUAAUUAUUAUUUUGAAGUUGGAACUGAAUUUUUGGAAGGCGCAUUAGAUCGUUUUUCUCAAUUCUUCAUAAAGCCGCUAUUUGAUUCAAGCUGUACUGACCGAGAAAUAUGUGCGGUUGAUUCCGAGAAUAAAAAGAAUUUACAAUCGGAUCAUAGAAGGAUUUAUCAAUUAGAAAGAUCGUUAUCAGAUCCAAAACAUCUUUAUUCAAAAUUUGGUACAGGAAAUUUAAAAACACUCAAAGAAGAUCCGAUUAAGCAAGGAUUAAAUAUCAGAGACGAGCUAUUAAAAUUUCAUGAUCAAUAUUAUUCUGCUAAUAUCAUGAAAUUAAUUGUGCUUGGUCAUCCUUUUACCGAAAGUGGACUGUCGAAACAAGUGUUUAUCAAAUCUGUGAAAGAUAUACGGAUGCUGAAAUUAUUAUUUCCUUUUCCAGAUCUAAAACAGCUGUUUCGUGUUAAUCCUGGGAAAUAUUUAUCGUAUUUGAUUGGGCAUGAAGGAGUUGGGUCAAUAUUAUCUUUAUUAAAAAGGAAAGGUUUGGCAAACAAUUUAAUUUCUGGAUUAAAUUAUGAAGGAGUCGGGUUUGCGAUUUUCGAAAUCUCGAUAGAACUUACUAAUUAUGAAGAAUGUGGUCGUGCACAUAUUUCAAUAUAUCGAAAUGUUGAGAAAAGUCGGAGUUCAAGAGUGAUUAAAGAACUUGAGGAUAUAUCAUUUAGAUUUGAAGAAAAAUCAUCACCAUCAAGAUAUUCAUCAACUUUAUCCAAUAUGAUGCAAAAUCCAUAUCCAAGAGAAUGGAUUUUGAGCGGACCUUAUCUGAUAAGAGAAUAUAAUCCACUUCUAAUUAGUGAAUUACUUGAUUUACUUCGUCCGGAUAAUUUUUUUUUAGAAUUAAUUAGUCAAUCUUUUACUGGAUUGGAUCAGAAAGAGAAAUGGUAUGGUACUGAAUAUAAAGCUUUGAUUAAUGUUUCAUUACAUCCUGAUUUGAAAAUGCCUUUAAUUAAUGAAUUUAUUCCGACAAAUUUUGAAACUCACAAGACUGAAUUUGCAACGCCUGCAAAUAAGCCAAACCUAAUUAAGAAUACACCACUUUGUCGACUUUGGCAUAAAAAAGAUGAUACAUUUUGGGUUCCAAAGGCAAGCGUAAAUAUUAAAUUAAAAAGCGCUGAAGUGGCAGGUGUAACCUAUUAUUUUAAUAGCGAUUCAGAAGGAUUGUUAUUAGUAAUUGAUGAACGACGUCAAAGGAGUUAUAAAAACUCUCUAUUAAUUGAACCAUAUCAACAGUCGAUGUAUUAUAUGAAAUAUUUAACGCAAGAUAAAGCGUGGAAAAAUGAGGAAAAAUUAGAAGCAUUACAGGAUAUUAAAUACGAAGAUAUAAAGACAUUUUAUUCUGAUUUGUUGAAUAAAUUGUAUAUUGAAUCAUUAAUUCAUGGUAAUAUAUUUAAAGAUGAUGCCAUUAAAAUCAUCGAAAGAGUUGAAGAGAUUCUUCAACCCAAAGUUCUUAUACCAUCACAACUAAUUGGUCAUAGAAAUGUUAUUAUUCCACAAGGGAAAAAAUUUAUUUAUCAAAGGAGUGUUGUUAAUUUAAAGGAAUAUAAUUCUGCUAUUAAUUAUUAUAUUCAAAUAGGUGAUUUAAUGGAUAAAGAAUUAAGAGCCAAAUCAAGUAUAUUAGCACAAAUUGCUAAUGAACUUUGUUUUGAUCAAUUAAGAACAAAGGAACAACUAGGAUAUAUAGUUGAAAGUAGUUUAAGAGAACAAGUAAGCUCUGUAGGAUUUAGAAUUCUUAUACAAAGUGAGAAAGAUACGAUUCAUUUGGAAAAUAGAAUUGAAGCUUUCUUGGGUAAAUUAUUGAACAUAAUCGAAGAGAUUUCCGAACAAGAAUAUCAAAAACAAGUCCAUUCAUUGAUUAGAGAUACAUUAGAGAAACCAGAAAAUUUAUUUGAAGAAACUGGUAGAUAUUGGGACCAUAUUAUUUCCGGAUAUUAUGAUUUCGAGCAAAUUGAGACGGAUGUAGAAGAAUUACGUAAAAUUACAAAACAAGACCUUUUAAAAUUUUACAAAAAAUUUAUUAUUCCAACUUCACCGUUUUACAAAAAACUUUCAGUGCAUCUAAGAACUUCACAGUCAGAUGGGUUCGUUAAAAGAUCAGUUGAUAUUAAUCAUCUAAACGCAUAUUUACUUUCACAAGGCCUUACUACAAUAACUAUAAACGAUUUACAAAAAUUUUUCGGUACUCAAGCAAAAUUAGAAUUAGAUAAAUGUGGAUUGGAAAAUUUGUCAGCAUUUUUAACCGGUCAAACCAAAGUUGAUAAAAAUGAAAUUGAAGGUUUAAUUAAUAAUAUGUAUUUAAAUGGUGUUAUCAGUACUUUAGAAAAGGUUAACGAAAGGAAAGAUGAGAAACAAAAUGGGGAAGGGGAAUUGGAAUUGGAAUUAAAGGAUGAAAAUGUAAUUAUUGAUGAUAUGGUAUUAUGGAAAAGUAAUGUUGAAUUGGGUCCUACCGCUACUCCAGUUAUACCACUUCAUAAUUCGAUUAGCAAAUUAUGA
Funneliformis caledonium is the source of this 2676-nucleotide messenger RNA. The record is from the annotation of a GenBank genome assembly. NCBI's taxonomy places the organism in Eukaryota, Fungi, Glomeromycota, Glomeromycetes, Glomerales, Glomeraceae.